This is a messenger RNA of Entamoeba nuttalli P19, 1065 nucleotides long. RefSeq lists its product as hypothetical. Gene Ontology annotation, cellular component: endoplasmic reticulum; COPII-coated ER to Golgi transport vesicle. Lineage: Eukaryota; Evosea; Mastigamoebida; Endamoebidae. The transcript has a single exon. Bases 1 to 1065 code for a protein of 354 amino acids. The record is from RefSeq and is a predicted model, not a curated record.
AUGCAGAACAUCAAACGAUUUGAUGCAUAUCCAAAAAUUAAUAGUAAUAAUAGAGUAAAACAUUGGAUAGGAGGAUUAUUAUCAAUAGUAUGUAUUAUUACUAUGAUUUGGAUGUUUUCAUCUGAACUUAAUGAUUACUUUACUAUUCGAAAAAAACCAGUUCUUCGAGUCGAUGAAUCAAAAAAUAAAAAAUUACCAAUUAAUUUUGACAUUACUUUUCCUCAUUCAGCAUGUUCUUUUACAUCAGUUGAUGUCUUAGAUACUACCGGAGAAGUUAUAAUUGAUAUAUCAAAAAAUAUCAAAAAAGAAAGAUUAAAUCUUGUCAAUGAAGAUGAGAUAAGUAAAAAAAAAUUUGCUAAAACAGUUUAUGGAACUGAAUGUCCUCCUUGUAAUAAUGAAAUUGAUAAAGAUAAAUGUUGUUUUACUUGUGAAGAAUUAACAGAGUCUUAUCAAAAAUUAAACAAAGAAGUUCCUAAAGGAUCACCACAAUGUGAAAUAAAGAAUAUUCAUAAAAUGACAACAUUUUAUAAUGGAGAAGGAUGUAGAAUUUCUGGAACUGUUUUUGUUAAUAGAGCUAGUGGUAAUUUCCAUAUUGCACCAGGAAGUAGUCAACAGUUAACACAAGAGCAUAUUCAUUCAGUUGAUUGGAUUUCAGGAGGAAUUAACUUAACUCAUACAUGGAACUUUUUAUCAUUUGGAGAUUCAUUUCCAGGAAUGAUUAAUCCACUGGAUGGAAUUGUUAAAGUUGAUAGAACAAAUAAUUCAAUGUACCAAUAUUUCGUUCAAGUAGUUCCUAUGACAUAUACUUCACUUGACAAUAAAGUAAUUAAUACAAAUGGUUAUAGUGUUACUGAACAUUAUAGACCGGGUAGUUUAAAAUCACCUGAACAAGGAAUUCCAGGAGUGUUUGUUAUAUAUGACAUUUCAUCAAUUGAGGUGUUAUACUUUGAAGAAAAAAAUUCAUUUGGACAUUUAUUAACAAGUAUUUGUGGAAUUAUAGGAGGGGUUUUUGCUUUAUUUAGUUUAUUAGAUUAUUUUAUAUUUCAUGUCUAUCAUUCAGAAUGA